Messenger RNA from Geodia barretti, 534 nucleotides. The record is from the annotation of a GenBank genome assembly. Lineage: Eukaryota; Metazoa; Porifera; Demospongiae; Tetractinellida; Geodiidae.
UUGGGAAAGAAAGGUGUCCUUAUUAGAGAGGUGUCCUCAUUUCAGGGUGUCCUUAUUUUUUCCUCCAGAGAGCAAGAAGAAGACGCUAGUACACAAAAUGUAUUUGAAGGUUACCGUGACUACCGACGAUCUUCUGUGGCUUCGAGAGCUUCAGCUUUUGAAGAAAAGUCUCCAAACACUAUUCGGAGAAUUGGCUCAGCUCCUAACGUGAGAUAUCACAAGGAGAGCGACGCCAUUGCUGAGGUGGACGGGGAGCUUAACGAGGGGGCGGAGCAAGUGGAGAAGGUGUUGCUAAGAGACAAUGCUAGGAAAAAAUCGAGGAUCAAGUCCUUGUUUGGCUAUUCUAAAUGACGCCCACUGUUGUUGUGUGUCUGUCGUCAAUGGCAACGUUUGUAACUUAUUUUCUGCACUCUUAUUGUAGCUCAUCGGUUUUGCACAACGUCGUCAUGGAUACGCGACGUCCGCAAGCCCUAUACCAUGUACACGCGUGUUGGGCGGGAUUGAGAGACUGGAAGCGCAUGCGGAAUAGGGAAU